Molecule: messenger RNA, 6194 nt
Organism: Cyprinodon tularosa
Lineage: Eukaryota; Metazoa; Chordata; Actinopteri; Cyprinodontiformes; Cyprinodontidae
Gene: atn1
Product: atrophin 1
Exons: 10
Coding region: 329-5467 (1712 amino acids)
Cellular component (GO): nucleus
Molecular function (GO): transcription corepressor activity
Source: RefSeq, a predicted model, not a curated record
CAUCAAUUUGUACAGUCUGCAGUUGGCACCCCUGUUUUUUUUUCCUUGUUUUUUUUUUCUCCUGCAAGGAGUAGCAGGAGAUUUGUUGAGCGUUAUUGUUAUGAUCGGACCCCGCUGCAACAUGAGCCAGCGCCAGGCUCUGCUGACAGACGCCUGGGCCCUGAGGUGCGCGUAUCGGCGCGCAACAUAAAGCAGAAAAAAACGGCAAAGUGGGAGACAUCACUCGGCAUUAUAGGUUUCUGUAGUUCCUGCAGCUGGUAAACAACUGGGACCAGUUUUGUUUCUGCAAUGGCUUCUGUUGUAAAAUGGACAUAAUAGAGGAAGAAUAAUGAAAACAAGGACACACAAAGAAUCGAUGCCCAUGCGCAGUGGGCGAAGGAGGGGGGCAAGUGAAGAGAGAAGGGGUAGGCGCCCUCACACCAGCCCCACUCGUCCUGAGCGCACCGAACGGCAGACGCAAAGAGGUGGUGGUGAGGAACUGGCUGGAAACCGCUUCAGUCGCAGAUCACAAGGGCAUGAUUCAUCAGAGAGUGAGGGGGAGGAACUUGUAUCACCUCCAAAGAGACAGAAAGUUCAGGAUUCAGCGCCUAACCCAAAUCCUCCAACAUCAACACACUUGACUGAAAGCUCAACUCCUUCAAAUGUUCCACCUCCAACUUCAGCUGCAAGCCAAUCUCGAGAGAGUGAUAAUGAAGAUCGCCAAUCACAAGGCAGCAGAAGUUCAGCUGUAGGGAGCCUUGCCAAUAGCAGUAGCAGCCUGAGCAGUGGGCGGGACAUAGACCAGGACAAUCGAUCCUCAUCUCCCAGUCUCUCUGCUUCCCCACUGGGUAGCCUGGACUCUGAUUCUGAUGGGCCCGAUUCACCAAAGCAAGGAGAACGGGAGAAAGGUAAAGAGGCUGGGGCUGGGAAGGUGACUGGAGAGGAUAGGAGAACAUUACAAGAAGGGAGAGGCGAAGAGCCCUGUGGCGAUGUCGAAAAACAAGACAUAGAGACAAUUGAAGAUUCACCAUCUUUGAAGCCCCCUUCCACUCCUUGCUCUUCCUCCAGCUUGACACCUUCUCUUCGUGGAGGGGAUUCAUCAAAUGACAGCAACAGUGGGCGGAAAUCUUAUUUUUCACUGGACUCCAAAUUGAUGUGUAAAGAAUAUGGCACAGCAGGUGUUGAAGGCAGUAGAAUGACUUCCAAAGCCAGCCCACAGUGUGUGAACAAGACAACUAUCUCUGGAGGAGAUUUUUCACAUAACAGCCCCAACAUUCCUCACUCGUUACCCCCUCCACUUCCUCCUCCACCUGCCCUGAAGCCAUUGGAGCUUGGGGGACAAAACUUGCCGACUGAAGUUAAGACAGAAAGAGACAAAACUGAAAAAACAGAGAAACUCAUGGACAAGGCUCAGUCCACCCCACCCUCUCUACUGCCACAAUGCAGCCCGCAGCCCUUUUCCCAGUCUCAGCCUCAGAACCAGCCCUCCAGCCAUCCUCACCACUACAGCUCAACCAGUUGGCAGGGCGGGGCAGCAACUGGUUGUCAGGGGAGCUGGGGCUACUCCCGUUAUCCUGGGAGCCACCACCCACAACACCAGCCUCCUGUGCAACAGCAGCAACUUCCUUCUGUCUACAACCCACCAUCUUCUCGCCACUCCUCCUCCCACCCCUCUUAUCUCCCCCAUUCUCACCCCCACCCCCACAGAGAGUACCUUCCCAGGUACACUGGAGGGGGAGGAGACAGAGAGAGGGGGCCCACAGGAGAGAGGGGAGUUAGGGGGGAGUGUGGUGGGAGAGAAAUCAACAGAGAGUUUUCUGCACCUGUUGGCAGCAGCAAUAACAAUAAUGGAGGGGGAAGUAAUAAUAAUAAUGGCUGUGCUGGAUUGAGUGGGCCAAACACCAUUCCAGCAAGGGAGUUUGGGGGAAUGUCUGUAGGGCAAAAUAGGGAGUACCAAGGUUCUGCAAGAGAUGGACCUAACAUUGGUCCAGAUCGAAGAGACUUUGGUCCAGCGUUCAGGGACAGGGAGCGCGAAAGGGAAAGAGAAGGAGGAAGAGAGUUUAAUCUGCCAAAUCAAAACCAGAAUAGAGACUUUGGCCCCACUGGAGCAGCAGGAGGGCAUCCAAGAGACAAAGAUGGCAACAGAUGGGGGGAGUUUGGGAGCCAGACAAGGGAGGUUUUGGGUAACAGCAAUCCUAACAGCAACUCCAUACCACAGGGAAACCCCCAAAGCUCAGCCACUGGUCUAUCAGUCACCCCUACUUUGAAUCGUGAUCCACCUGCCUCACCCCAAAACAACCCCAAUCACCCCUCUCAUUCCUCUCUUCCUUCACACCCCCAUUCUCAUCCCCCAAAUUCAUCAAACAGAGACUUCCCUCCUCCCAUGGAACAGACACAAAUGCCUUCAACUGGAACAGAUCACUUCCACAGAGACUAUCCUCCAGCUGGAGGAAAAGACUUUACAACUGCGGCACCUCCUUCUACUGGCACAAAUCGAGAGUACUUAAGCUCCCCGGGAGUGACUCCAAACCUGGGACGAGAGUACCCAGGGACUGGAGGAACACAACACCCUCACCCAUCUCACCCCCUCUACCAGCCUGGGCCCAAAGAGAGAGAGAGAGAUUCAAAUAUGCGAGAAUCUGCUCUGUACCAAAGCCGUGGAGGCCCUAAUCAGCCGCCUGCACUCUCUCCUUCCUCCUCCUCCAGUCAUCAUGGACAGUACCCACAUCCUCCUCCUCAGCCACCUGUACACCCCCCUCAAUCCUCCCAUUCCCAGCCACCCCAAUCAAGUAUGGGACCUAAUGUACGUCCCUCACACUAUCAGUCCUCUGCCCAAACUCCUCCAACUCCUCUGUCUCCAUUACCUAGCCCAUCUACCAAUCAGAUGGGAGCCUUCACAUCCUUUCCUUCUGGUUCUUCCUCUGCACCCACUUCACAAAUUCCUGUACCCGGUGUGCCAUCCAGCUGUUCACCUGGAUGCCGCCCUUCAUCCUUCCAUGGCGCUUUGAACAAUCACCCUCAGUUUAGUGGCACAUAUCACUCCAAUGGAAGCAAUGGCAGCACCAUGGCAAACAACAGUAGCAACAGUAGCACAGUCAGUAGUAGCAGCAACACUAACUCACAGGCCCUUUCACCUCAGAAUGUCUCAAAGGCACAGCCAACUCUUAGUAAUUCCACCACCAACAACAGCAAUGUCCCAACACCUACCUUGAGCUCGACACAUCAUGGUGGAGAAGGAAAUUUAGAUACAGGCCUACCUCCAACACCUGUUAUCAAAGAAGAGCCACCAGAGGACAGGGAAGAAAACGAAAGCCCUCCACCAGUAUUAAGAAGUCCCUCACCUGAACCAAAACAUGUGGAUAUUCCUAUCCAUGCCAGCCAAUCAGCACGGUUUCACAAAGUCCUUGACCGAGGAAGCGGGAACUCCUGUGCCCGCAGUGAUGUCCUCUUUGUCCCGUUAGAUGGCUCCAAAUUGUGGAAAAAGAGGAAUGAAAUGAUUGAAAGAGCUCGCAGGGAAGUAGAGCAAAGGGCCAGAGAUCUGAGAGAGAAAGAAAGAGAGAGAGAAAGAGAACGUGAGAGAGAACUGGAUCGUCAUUUACAGCACCAGAAAGACGUCAGCGCUGCUGGAGGGGGACGCCAGGGUUCCUCGCUCUUCUUCCCCCCAUCAUCCUCUAUUAUUCUCGACCCUUCCUCUUCUUCCGCUUCUUCCUCGGGCAACGUAGUAGCCCAUCCUCCUUCUCACCCCCAGCACCACCCCUCACAUCCACAUGCACAUCUUCCACCUGCACAUCAUCUCCACCCCUCUCUGUCGCAUGCCAUUCCCCACUCCCUCCUCUUACCCACCAUGGGUGGAGCAUCAGCAGUGGUUGGUGGCCCACAGGGGGCCCUAGGGAUAGGUUUAGGAGGUCCGUAUUUAGGACCUGACACACCAGCGCUUAGAACCCUGAGUGAAUACGCACGCCCACAUGCCAUGUCUCCACUUGGAGCAGUAAGUCGUGCUCAGGGACACCACCCUCAAGUUCACCAUGGUCACCCCCAUGUCCACCCCUCAUUCUUCCUCCCUCAAAUACAAAAUCAUGCCUUGAGCCACCCGCACCACCUACCUGCUGAUGCAGCAACAGCAGCUGCUAUCUUGGGCUUUUUGUAUGGUGGCAGCCUUGAAGGUGGCCCAGGUGUCCCCGGACACCCUGGAGUGGCAGGAGGCCCAGUUCCAGGAGGAAUUGGGGGUGCAGGUUUAGGAGGCGUGGGUUUCCCUCAUGCAAUGGCCGCCCAUCGAGAUCGGCUAAAGCCUGGAUUUGAAUUUAAGAGUGAUGAGCGUGUUUAUCCAGCAGGAUCCAUACCCGAUCCUGCAGCUCUUGCUCUGGCUCAUUCACAUUCACAUGCGCACACGAAUGCCCAUGCACAUGCUCACUCCCUGCUGCUUGCAGGAGGUGCGGCGGCAAAUGAGGUAUCACUCUAUGGCACUCCACCUCCUCCAGCUCCACCUGGACCUCCACACCUUCAGAACCCCUCCCUGGCACAAGUAACCCGACCUCCUCCACCUCCUGCCCCACAGUCACUAUCCAAUCCCCCUCCUUCUUCUCUUCUUCCACCUUCUCUCCCCUCUCACCCUUCAUCUACCCCGCUGGCCGCUCCUUCAGCCCCGGCACCCCCCUCUGCACCUCCACCGGCUCCUCCUCAACCUAAUCCACCAACCUCUAGCUCGUCCUCACUACACCACCCAGUGCCCCACUCUUCUUUUCCUAACUCCCUGUCCUCUCAUGUGCCACCACCUCCUGCCCCAGCUGCUCCACCCGAGACUUAUCCAACUCCCACACGCUCCCCUGCCUCAUACGAGCGUGACAGGAGCGGAGAGAGGGAACGGGAGAGGGAGCGGGACAGAGCUGCUUUGCCGGCCUUUGGGGACAGAGAGCGAGAAAGAGAGAGGGAGCGAGAGAGGGGAGGAAGUGGGGGAGGCGGAGGAGCAGGAGGGGGUAAUGGAAACGGAGCAGGGGGAGGAAGAGAAGGAGAGAAUCUGGGACGUCUUCAGAUGUUGAACGUGACGCCUCAUCAUCACCAGCAUUCACACAUCCACUCACAUCUACACCUGCACCAGCAAGACACAGCGGCGGGCGGGGUUCACCCCCUGAUGGACCCGUUGGCGUCGGGGUCUCCUUUGGCUCGCCUUCCAUACCCAGGAGCAACGCUAGGCACCCCCAUCCUGGCUCACCCCCUCACUGACAGCGAGGUGCUUCGCCAACAGCUGUUCGGUGAGGAGAAGGCUCCUCGUCCAUGUGCUCCUUUCCGUGACUUGCCCCAGCCUUCCUCCCUCACUGGUCCCAUGUCAGCGGCCCAUCAGCUCCAGGCCAUGCAGCAGGCCCAGAGCGCAGAGCUGCAGAUCCAGAGACUGGCCCUGGAACAGCAGUGGAUCCAUCACCAUCAUCACCACUCCCUCACACAGGACGAGUACUACAGUCACCUGAAGAAAGAAAGUGACAAGACCCUGUGAGGGAGGGGGGGACAUGAUGAAAAGCUGCUCGGGCAAGAAGACGACAAUAAACAUGUGAAUCUGUGCUAGAACAGACUGAAGAAAGAAAAAAGAAAAGCACUGAAAACAAAGAGGGAACUUAUUAAACUAAAGUCAGACUGAAAGGCAGGGAACGAAGUGCUGCAAAUGGGAACAUUUUAAAGGAUUAACAAAAGAAGGAGGUGCAAAGACGAUGCACGUUGUCCCUGCAAACCACACCGGACUCCCAGUGUUCCCCUGUAUUAAUCUUGUUUUGUAUUGUGCUCUGUACAGUAUACUAGGUGGGAGGGGUGAGGAUUGUGAAGUACAGUAUGUUGUAAAAUACUUGAUGCCAGGAGGAAUGAGUCUCUUUUAUUUCAUUGCAUGUAGCUAGGCGCUUCUUCUGAACUGGUGGAAGUUUUGGUUCUCUUUUUAGUAAAUCCUCCCCUCUUUUGUACCAGAGGGACACUCGAUAUGCAUGAGACCAGCAAUUUAGUGUUUCUGUUCAUGAUGAUAGUAUUGUUAUUAUGAUUAAUGUUGUCUGUUUGUUGAUAAUGAUAUAAUUAUAUAUACAACACAUAUUAUUUGUAUUAUUUUUUUACAUUUUCAUGGUAUGGCAGUUGGUUUUUAUUUUUUAUUUUCAAUUUACCUUGUGAAACAAGAUGCAAAUGAAGGCAAAAAAAAAAGAAGAAAAUAAUCUGGGAAUAAAUUAUAAUCUCUUUUUUUGCUA